AGUGCUAUGUUUUGGGACAGGCUAAUCUGCUAGCGAGCAGUGUGAGGAUCGGAGCGUAUUGUGUGAGCCAGUGUGCGGGGGAAAGAUAAGGGAGCCAGCCAGCCAGCCAGCCCGACGCACCGCCUGCCUGCCUGCCUUGCUGCCUGCCUUUAAUGUGCUGACUCUGGGGAGAUUUUAAAAGACAGCGCAUUGACUCCUCAGACGCGUGUUUGUGCGUGGAGAAACGCACUCAAACGCCUCCAACAAAACAGCCACAUCCAGCCUGAAGUCCAUCAGCAGACAGAGGAGCGAAAGAACAACAUCAAAAACACUGAGAAACAGGAUUGAAAUAUCACAGCUCCCCUAUCAGAAAUUAAAGAGGAUUUUUUUUCAAUAUAUAUAUCCUCAUUUUUUUCCUCCCAAUUGAUUUAAUUUUUUUUUUCCUUUUCCCGGGACAGAGUGAGUGAAGAAAACAGGAGGGAGCAGGAAAAACUGAAGAGAAUCCCCCCCUCCCAAAAAAAAAAAAAAAAAGAUUUAAUCAAAGGACAGAUCUAGAACCUCAUCGCGCAACAUGUUUGAAAUAAGCCGAACACUCAACGCUGCUUUGUUGAGCAACGAGCAUCUCAAGAUGAUGGCGAAGUACGGGCAGCUCUCGGGACUGGCAGCCAGUGGCGUGGGCUCCGUCCCCGAGACGCACGCGCCGCUAUUUUCCAGGGAUCCCCUGUCAUCGCCCGCCCAGAUGGGCUACAGGUCACCCCUGGGGACGACAGAGACACAGUGGCGUCAGGCAGAGCUCCCACAGCUCCAGGGCUGGGCAGAGAAGGGAUUGCUGACACAGCCAAAGAUGAUCAUCAGUAACAUGGAGGCUCCAGUGACAAACGGCCCCAGCGGUGGAGGCAACACAGCCAACGGCCCGAACACCAACAGCCGUGGCUGCCCCUCACCAAUGCAGACCGGUCCAACAAACGACGACAGCAAGACGAACCUCAUAGUAAACUACCUGCCUCAGAACAUGACCCAGGAGGAGUUCCGCAGCCUGUUUGGUAGCAUCGGUGAAAUCGAGUCCUGCAAGCUAGUUCGUGAUAAGAUCACAGGGCAGAGCCUUGGCUACGGUUUCGUCAACUACAUUGACCCAAAGGAUGCAGAGAAAGCCAUCAACACAUUAAAUGGACUCAGACUUCAGACGAAAACAAUCAAGGUGUCGUAUGCGCGACCCAGCUCUGCCUCCAUCCGUGAUGCCAACCUGUAUGUUAGCGGCCUGCCCAAGACCAUGACCCAAAAGGAGCUGGAGCAGCUUUUCUCCCAGUACGGACGCAUCAUCACGUCCCGUAUCCUCGUCGACCAGGUCACAGGCCCCGCAGGUGGCUCCCGAGGUGUUGGCUUCAUUCGCUUUGAUAAGAGGAUAGAAGCAGAAGAGGCCAUCAAGGGCCUAAAUGGUCAGAAACCUUCUGGUGCCGCUGAGCCAAUCACAGUCAAGUUCGCCAACAACCCAAGUCAGAAGACCAGCCAAGCCCUGCUAUCACAGCUCUACCAGUCUCCUAACCGCCGAUACCCCGGCCCACUUCACCACCAGGCGCAGAGGUUCAGGCUGGACAAUUUGCUUAAUAUGGCCUAUGGCGUAAAGAGGUUUUCUCCCAUCACCAUUGACAGCAUGACCAGCCUGGUGGGGAUGAACAUCCCCGGGCACACGGGUACCGGCUGGUGUAUCUUUGUGUACAACCUUUCCCCGGAUUCAGACGAGAGCGUGCUCUGGCAGCUGUUCGGCCCGUUCGGUGCAGUAAACAACGUAAAGGUGAUUCGUGACUUCAACACCAACAAGUGCAAGGGCUUCGGCUUCGUCACCAUGACGAAUUACGAUGAGGCGGCCAUGGCCAUCGCCAGCCUCAACGGCUACAGGUUGGGCGACCGUGUCUUGCAAGUCUCCUUCAAGACUAACAAGACACACAAGUCCUGAACUCUCGACAGCUAGAGGGAGAUGCCCCGAGCCUUUCUCUGCUCCAAAUUUGCCCUCCGACCCCUCCCCUCCACCUCCACUUGUCCCUUAGGUCCCUUCAACCACCACCACCCGACUACAGCCAUCCAACAGCAGAAUUAACUCCGGAACAGAAAGCAGCCUACAGCCCAUCUAACAAAUUGAACUAUAAAUGGCUUAUAUUAUAACUUUGGACCUAUAAGCCAAUGUUGCCUGAGUAUUACAAAAAUGAAAUGAUGAAAAUGUUGAUAAGUUUUUUCGAAGCUCCUGUGAUAAUGCAGGCUUCUCUUUGUUGUAUAAUCUUUUUGUUUGUUGUGAUUGUUGAAUAUAUUUUCUCUUCUGUGUAAACAGUAGCAAAUCCCCGUAUUUCAGAGAAGAGAACGUCCUUUUAAGAUCAGAGCCUUUUCUCUGUCUGAUUCAGGAUUUAGUUUUCUUUUGUAAAUCCGGAUCCACUGUCGUUAGUAUUAUAUACCUCCCUGAUCAGUAAAAGGGAGGGGGCUCUUUUUUAAAUUGGUGAAACCAUUCAUUCAUUUGUAGCGUGUAUUUAAAAGCUUCCCCGUAUUGAUUAUGAAUGGGAUUCUAUAAUCCCUGUAACUCAGAUGUAGAAAAAAAAUAUUUCUAACAUUGUUUUUGUUUUGUAUCGCAAACAAAACAUAAUGUCUUUCUUCACUGGGAUUCAGGGAGAUGGGGUGAGGGAGGGGAUGGGUUAGCUUUCCUGAUGACAUGUUAAGUAAUUUAAAAUGAUUUAAAAAAAAAAAAAGACACUGUUGCCAAAGAGAAGAUCUCUUUGCUUGGAAAAAAAAAUGCGUUUAGAAAAAGAUAAAAAUAAAUAGAAAGAAGAUCUAUUUUUAUAAAUGAUAAUUAAAAUAAUAAUUAUUGAAGAAUUUUUACAAGAAUCUGGAUUUGAAAAAAAGAGACAAAUAUUUUGACUGGCUAACUGGGGGGCCGG
This is a messenger RNA of Cyprinodon variegatus (sheepshead minnow), 2900 nucleotides long. It is a transcript of the gene elavl4, whose product is annotated as ELAV like neuron-specific RNA binding protein 4. Gene Ontology annotation, cellular component: ribonucleoprotein complex. The transcript has 9 exons. The coding region runs from base 551 to 1933 and encodes 460 amino acids. The record is from RefSeq and is a predicted model, not a curated record. NCBI's taxonomy places the organism in Eukaryota, Metazoa, Chordata, Actinopteri, Cyprinodontiformes, Cyprinodontidae. Gene Ontology annotation, molecular function: RNA binding.